AUGGCCGUCCUACCGGCCAUAUCUGCGCUGUUCCUGACCCAUUUCGAUGACAUAAAGGGGCAAACUACGACCUAUUUCCGAUCGACCGAUGACUCGGGUAUCUCCUCCGACGACAUCGAGCACGCGACGCUGCCUUCUGGCUUGCAUCUCCUAGAGUCUGACCUCAUCACAUUUACGCAUCAAAGAUGGCCGGGCGCUGGGUUGUUUAGAAAUCGGACGGUGGAACAUGGUCGAGGGAGGCGGAUGGGAACGCUGGCAGUAAUUAUAUCGUCGGAUCUGCCUGAGGACCUGUUCGGCCUCCAACCUGCUCUCGAAGCCAUCUAUGACGAGCUUGAAGCAAAGGGGAACCCAUUCGAGGACGGUGUGGCUAGGGUAGUGCUGGAUCGUAUUUGGGAGGAGCAGUCAGGCGGUGGAAGUGAUGUGGCAGGAAUCAGCGGGAAAGGGGACACGAACAGAGCUGCAGCAGAGAAGGGCAAAGGAGACAGGGUGGAGAGCGUACGGACGCUCGUCGAGGGAAGGGGGACAGUCUCGUUUGAUCAUCCCAUUGCCUACCUGCCGUCCCUCUUGUCGAUCCUCGGACCGCUCAUCAUGCCGGUGUAUAAAGCCGCAUUGACUGGCCAGAGAAUACUGCUCUACUCUCAGCCCCCUCUUCUACCUGUUGGCGCAUUUGCCUGGUGUAUAGCCGCGAUGGCGUUGGCGCCCGCGUCUAUUGGCGGGACGGGCGUGUGGCUCGGUAAUGUGGGCCUGAUGGAUCUCACGGAGCUGAAGGAGCGGAGUGGCGGAUGGGUCGCAACGACCUCAGAUGCCAUCUUCCGCUCGCACGCCGUAUACGACCUCUUCCUGGACCUCUCCACUACCCCUCCUACUCUCUCCUCCCCGCCUCCCUCCUCUUCAUCACCCUCACCCAAAGCACCAGCAACAUACCACCUAUCCGAUCUCCCACUAUACCGCUCCCUGCUCCUUCUUGACGCGUCCCCGCCCUCGAUUUCACUCACACACGGCCCAUCCCUCCACUCGCCUCCGCCCCCCGGCUCAUCCAGCCGCAGCCUCUAUACCGGACAAGGCGGAUGGUGGCUCCUCGCUUUCGACAUAAUGAGCUCCUUCUGGGCUCUUUGUGUCGGGGUGUGCGAGUACGCCGUCGGGCGUGGCCGGCCAGCGGGCGAGAUCUACCUUCAAGAGGAAGAAGGGGAUGAGGAUGCUAGAACAUUGCUCAUCCCGCGGGACCUGGAGGAUAUUGAGGGGGAUGACGAGUCUGGGAUGUUUGGGCAGGAUCAGGAAGAGGAUGGGGCGGUACGGCGGGGGCGACUGAUCCUGCGGCAAUUGUAUCAUUCAACUUUCCACCUCCACGCAAGGCUGGUACAGGUCAGAAAUGGGACUCAGGGGAGAAGGGGCAAGGGAGGAAAAUUGGGAGACAAGGAGGUCAAGGAGCUGGCGGGAACUAAGUUGUAUGUCAGCGCGGACGAGGCGAGAUUCUGGCAAGAUCUAGCCAGGGAGUGGGCGUUUCCGCAGAUGGCAGACUCGAUCGAGUACGCCGCCUCGGUGGAAGCGAUGGACGUCGGGGCAGCGGGUGGCGCUUUGAGGGUGACCUUGACCUGCGACACGGAGGACCCCGGCGGGCCAGUAGACGCCUCGGUGAAAUCUACCGUGUUGAGGAGGGUAGACGGGGAAACGGCGUAA
Molecule: messenger RNA, 1677 nt
Organism: Dioszegia hungarica
Lineage: Eukaryota; Fungi; Basidiomycota; Tremellomycetes; Tremellales; Bulleribasidiaceae
Product: cytoplasm protein
Exons: 7
Coding region: 1-1677 (558 amino acids)
Cellular component (GO): lipid droplet
Source: RefSeq, a predicted model, not a curated record